Messenger RNA from Gryllus bimaculatus (two-spotted cricket), 7487 nucleotides. The record is from the annotation of a GenBank genome assembly. Lineage: Eukaryota; Metazoa; Arthropoda; Insecta; Orthoptera; Gryllidae.
AUGGGCUCUGACGCCGCCACCAUCGUCGACGAUCUUCGACGCCAAGCUGCGCGACGCGACGCGACGCGACGUCGUACGACAGGCGCCGCGACGCUCAUGGGCGUCGUGCACCCCUCGCUCGCUCAGUCCCUGCUCGGCGCGCGCCGUUCCGCCUCGCUCGCUCGCUCCCGCCUUCGCAUCAGUGAGAAGACAGGUGCAAGUUUUGCAGCUGUGUCAUCAGUAAUUACUCGCGACAUCGUCCUGGAAAAAAGGCGCUCGCUUUACUGUAUCACGUCUCUGCAUUAUUCUCAAAUUCCUGAUUUGGGCUUUACCCUUUGGUUUCUGUCUCGGCUCUUGGCCCGGCCUGCGCUGAUUUUUAGUCUUUUAAACUUGCACAGAGGUCUCGAUCUCUCUGUUUCUUUCUACCUCGUCCUUACCCCCGCCUUCGCUCUCGGCCACACCCUCGCCCUCGCCCUUGCCCUCGCCCUUGCCCUCGCCCUUGCCCUCGCCCUCGCCCUCGCCCUCGCCUGGCCCUCGCCCUCCGGCCCUCGCCCUCGCCCUCGCCCUCGCCCUCGCCCUCGCCCUCGCCCCUCGCCCUCGCCCUCGCCCUCGCCCUCGCCCUCGCCCUCGCCCUCGCCCUCGCCCUCGCCCUCGCCCUCGCCCUCGCCCUCGCCCUCGCCUCGCCCUCGCCUCUCGCUUCGCCCUUCGCCCUCGCCCACGCCCUCGUUUCUCGCCUUCCCCCUCGCUCUCGUUCACGUCCAACCGAAGAAGAAGAAGAAGAAGAAGAAGAAGAAGAAGAAGAAUAGUGUACGGCUGCUGGACACGAUCGCGACGACGGCGGACAGCAAGGACUGCCCGGGGUCGUGCGUGCACAUGCUGGCGUCGCUCAUCUGCGACGAGGUGCUGGAGGACGUGCCGUGCCCGUCGCCGUCCAUGCGCUGCUGCGCCGACCCGCCCCCGCGCCCGCCGGGCAACGCGUCGGCGGCGGUGCCGCCCCCGGCCGCGUCUCCCGCGGCGCCCGCGCGCCCGGCCGCGCCGCCCCGCCAGCAAGCCGCCCCGCAGCGGCCGCCGCGCGCCCUCCAAGCCCGCCCCGGCAAGCCGCAGACGCCUGAUCCUCCACAGAAAACCAAACCAGGUUCUCACAAAGAAGAGUCUGUGAAGUCGUGCCCCGGCGUGUGUGUGGCGGAGCGCAUCGCCGAGUACUGCGAGGCCGUGCUGGCCAGCGACGACCUGUGCAAGGCCGGCCUGCGCUGCUGCGUGUCGCGCGACGUGUACAGCGACGGCGACCUGCCGCCCAACCUGGUGGUGAUCGAGCGCAACGGCAGCCGGCCGUCGUCGGCGGCGUCGGCGGCGGGCACCACGCCCCGCCCCACGCCGCGGCCCGCGCCGCCGCCCGCGCAGCCGCCGCAGCCGCCCAAGCGCCCGCCCAAGCCCUGCCGCGGACAGUGCGUCAGCGGGUUCUUCGCGCUGUUCUGCGACGCGAUCGACGCCGAGGCCACGUGCUCGGACGAGGGCACGUGCUGCAUCUCGGAGGGCCCCGAGGCGGGGUCGGGCCCCGGCGGCGGCGGCGCCGCCGCCUGCCGCGCCGCGCGGCCGCCCCCGCCCCCCCCCCGACCACCGGACUCGGCCGCGCCCCCACCACCGACCCCGGCGCCGUGCUGGCCAGCACCUCCAGACUCUGCCGCGCUGCCCGGGCUUCUGUCUGCUCAAACAUAUAUGGCGGCGGUCUGUGCGAGCGGGCCGGUCCCUGGUGCUCAUCCCGUACACGUCCAACUGCCAGCGCGGCUCGGUGUGCUGCGACAACACGCGCUCGGCCAGCGCCGCCGCCCCCGCGCCGCCGGCGCCGCGGCCCCGCCCGCGCCCGCAGAGCACCACCAGCACCACGCCCCCGCCGCCCGACGACCGGCCCGACUGCCCCGGCUCCUGCAUCGUCUCCUACCUCUCCUUCACAUGCUUCCGAUAUUUUUAGAUAUUUUACUAUUCUUGUGCACCGUCGAUGCAUGUGAAACGUUGCCUACUUCUGACACGACGAUGUACCAGUUCGUCAGAACGAACUCUGCUCACUCUGGGCCGCCUCCUGUGCUUCCAGGCAAUGCGGAGAUGUCUGACCUGUUCAAGUGCCGCAAGGCAGGCACCCAGUGCUGCGCGCCCAAGACGCUGGUGCGGGAGCUGCAGGCGGAAUUGAACGGCGGCAAACACGCCGCCGCCGGCGCCGCCCGGAACGAGACAGUGGCCGGAGGAGACCACAGGCCCACGCACCCGUCCCGCCCCGCGCACCUCGGCCCGCACAGGCCGCACGGUACAACACAUAGUUCAACAACAUCUAGACCUCCUGUGUACAGCAAAUAUAUAUGUGGAGUCAAAGGUACAGCACGUGCCCAAACAAGACUAGGCCGUGUAGUCGGUGGAGAAGAUGGUGAUCCAGCUGAAUGGUGUUGGCAAGUUGCAUUGAUUAACUCAUUAAAUCAGUAUUUAUGUGGUGGUGCUCUUAUUGGCACACAAUGGGUCCUUACAGCAGCACAUUGUGUUACCAAUAUUGUACGGUCAGGGGAUGCAAUUUAUGUAAGAGUUGGAGAUCAUGACCUGACUCGAAAAUAUGGAAGUCCUGGAGCCCAAACUCUACGAGUAGCAACUACCUACAUCCAUCAUAAUCACAACAGUCAGACACUAGAUAAUGAUAUUGCACUGCUCAAACUUCAUGGACAAGCAGAACUCAAAGAUGGUGUUUGUUUAGUUUGUUUGCCAGCUAGAGGUGUUAGUCAGGCAGCAGGCAAACGUUGCACUGUUACAGGAUAUGGUUACAUGGGAGAAGCUGGUCCUAUUCCUCUGAGAGUUCGAGAGGCAGAAAUUCCAAUUGUUAGUGAUGCUGAAUGCAUUAGAAAAAUAAAUGCAGUUACAGAGAAAAUAUUUAUUUUACCAGCAAGCAGUUUCUGUGCUGGAGGUGAAGAGGGAAAUGAUGCUUGUCAGGGUGAUGGAGGAGGACCCUUAGUGUGUCAAGAUGAUGGAUUCUAUGAACUUGCUGGACUUGUAUCAUGGGGAUUUGGUUGUGGGCGACUGGAUGUACCUGGUGUGUAUGUCAAAGUGUCAUCAUUCAUUGGUUGGAUAAACCAAAUUAUAAGUGUUAAUAAUUUGUAGGACUCAGUGUAAAUCAUCAGUCUCUAAUCAUGAGAGUUUGUUGUGACAUCUUGUAUAUACUCCAUCUGUAAUUUAUAUUUUUUAAUUCUCAUAAUUAUGACAUACAUAGAAGGGGUCAAAAGUCAAUUCACUGUUUCAAAUACAUGGCAAAAUUUUCCUGCCUGAAAAUCAAAAUUAGAUUAACAGAUAGUUUUCUCAAAACUCAUUGAGAGAUGUAAUGUAUUGUAGAGGAUGAAAUUCUUUUUUCUGCUGUACAUGACUGAAUGAGCUGGGCAGGCAUGUUCACAGAAAUUUGGGACUGGGAUACAACUAAAAUAUACAUGCUCCAGUAUUUUGGCCAUUUUAUUUUAGUCAUGGAGGCCUUGGCAUGCAAAUGCGAAUUCACUAUUUAUAAGUUUUCAUGAAAGACAUUCAUUUUCAUUCAUGGGAAGUCAUACCUUAUUGUUGAGGAACAGUUGUGUUUGUGUACAGCAAGAACAAGAAGUAGAAGAACAACGCAACAUUAAGCAAGAAUCAAGUUUUCUCAGAUUCCCCAAGAUAUUCAUUCUAUAAAGAUUGAAAGUGAUAUUGUAAGUACAAUGAAGUGCCAAAAUGUGAAUAUAAACAAAAAUAUUCAGUAUUCUGAUUUUUAUGUAAUACAUCUUUUAGAACAAAGGCCAUGAAAAAUAUAUGUUGUUCUCCAUAAGAAACAUUACAUGGACUUUACUCUUAAUUGUGGGUUUUGAGAAAAUCUGAGAAACAUUUGAUUAACUUCAUAAAUUCAUCCUUUUAUGAACAAUUCUUUUCAUGUAAAGUGCAGUGUGCUCUGUACAACAAAAUUUCAGUGAACAGCUACAAUAUUACAUUUACACAUAGAGAAAAGAGUAGGUGAUAUCAGAAUUAUUUAUAAAUUUAUCAAUAGUCUGUGCCAUGUCUCUUGAGUUUCCAGGUUCAGAAAUUUCCAUUCCUUGCAUAACAUAAUCACAUUAUUCAGAAAAUGGUACAAAAACUCAUUAGAAUCUUUUCAUAAUCUAAAAAUUAAUGAUGGCAAAGACCAAUUUUGCAGUUAUCAUUCAUUGGCAUACUGCCAAGAAAACACUUAAUGUAAAUCUGCAUUAUGUAUGCCUUCUGAAUUUGCUGGCAGCAGCACGUAAUUAAAAUAUGCACAGGAGUGAUGAGUGAUAGGUGUUGCUCUUUCAAAUAUGUGACUUAUUAGUUUGAUCAAGAAUUUUUAAAUUAAAUUUUAAGAGUUAAGAUAACAUUACUCAUUUAAGACUGUUAUUUUUAUUGAAUAAGGUGUUAACCUUGGUUUUGCCCUUUAGAAAAGAGAAGGACAAAGCAGUAAAUGAAAUGUUUAUCUAGUGAUUUCUCCAUGUCACUUGUGAUAUUCUUUUGAUGUGUCAAAAUAUUACUGUGAAAUAUUUUACACAAUAUGAUUAAUAAAAAUUCAUUUGGCAGUGUUAGCUUAUUCAUGAAAGCUUGUUCAUGAAAGUGAAACCUCUUUUAUGUAUUUUCCAUUAUACCAAUAAAUUUACAUUUCUUUCAUAAAGUUGCUUAGUUACCAUAUUCAUAUGACCAUUGGUUUGUGUGUUCACAAAAAAAUCCUGUUAUUCUAAGAAUUGUUUAUUUAAUUUAGUAUUUAGUGAAAGUAUGCAGCUUUAGUCUUUACUGCUUUAAAAGUUCUAAUCAUCUUAAUUUUCCCAGUUUAAUGUUUAUUUUGAAAUGAUGAUUAUUAAAGAAAACAUCCAUUAUCCCAUUCAAGUUAAUAAAAGGGUUCGUAUUGUAACUUUAGUGAAGGUGAAAAUUCUUCAUACUGACAGAAGUAUGUUAGUAACGUGUAAAUUGGUGUAAAGAUCAUACUGUUGCUGUUCUAAGUUAAAAUAAGGGAUAUUUUUAAAGUAAGUAAAGUUAUUGGAAGAAUUUUCAUUUUCUGAAUAAGUAAGUAAUAGAAUCAUAAUAAUAAUUAUGCUUUUAAAUUCAGUACACCUAAUGUGAAAUAAUAAUUACAUUAUAUAUUUUGCGAAUUAUAGUGCUUGCACACUGCAUGAGAAAGAAGCACUGAUAUUAAAAUUUUAGUUGAUAUUAAUUUUUUCUGAAUGUGCAUCCUUACAAAUAUUUAUAUUUACACUUAUUAAAAUCUUGAAACUGGUCGUUCCCUAAGCUUUUAAUCUGGUAAACUCAAUGUCUCAAUGAUUCUCUUCAUGUGAAUGUGAGAAAUGGAUGUGAAAUCUUCGAGACAUUGUUAGCAUGUUAGAUCUGUGGAUUUGGAGGCUAGUACAUUGAAUGGUAUGGUGAGCAGCAGGAUAUUCUCAUAAAGAGAGCAUCAGCUCUCAGACUUUAUCUGGUGCAGUCUUGAAAGUGGUGUUAUGAUUCUAGGCUUUCUAAAAAAAUUAAAUGAAAAUUUCUUUUAGCACAUCUUCAGAAAAACAUCACACAUAUUUAAUGACUAUUGUCAUAUAACAUGGUGAAAUAGUCUGAAGCAUGCCAUUCAUUUGUCCAAUUACUAGAAAUAUUUUUACAAACAAAUGCCUUCAUUAACAAAUAGAAUAUACAUAUUCUAUCUGUACAAAUUAAUUCACCUCAAAUAAGUUGAUUAAUUCAUGGAUGUGUACAUAGCAAAAGCUCUCCUUAUGGACACAUGGGGAAAAGUUUUCAGUGGGUUGUGUCCAAGGUGGGAAGGUGUUCUACUUCUUACCAAAAAUUAAAUAUUUUAAUUUAGAGGAAAUGAUUUUAUGUAGUACAUGUUUUUUAUUAAUACUGUUUAAUAUAUGCAAUUUAUUAAAAAGCAUAAUGUGUAUGUUACAUGUUUUUUAACAAAAAUUGCUCAGUGGAAAUGCAGUACAGUCCCAACUUUUACAUGAUAUUUUAAGUCUACAAAUUCUUGCCAUGGCACCAGAAGCCUCAAUAACAAGUCUUUAUUUAUGUGCAGUGAAUAUUAUUUAUAUUGAUAUUUAAAAAUCUUCAAUUGUUAUGAAUAAAUUAUGAUCUGAAAAUAAAUUUGUCACUAGCAUUUCCCUUUAUAUGAUAUGUGAGUUCUACAAUCUUAAUUAAGUUUUGAAAAAUUUCCCAUCAUGCAGAACAGGACGGACUUUUGCUGUUGUACUACUUUCUACAUUAGGCUGUGUGAAACGGACAGGAAUAAUAAUGAUAAUAAUUAUAAAGUCAGUGUUGUAGUGCUGAAAAGUGAGGUAGAGGAACUUACAUGCGUUAUCCGGGGGGUGGCAAGACUGUUUGUAGCUCCCACAAUGCACUAAAUUCAGUAGGGUAUAUUGCACUUACCAUCAUAUAAAAAUUACUCAUUAAUAUCAUAAGUCAUAGAAUAUUUAAUAUUUUAUUUAUUUUGUAUAUAAUAAUGGAAGAUAUUUAUCAAUCCAUACCAAUAAGUUGAUCACAAAUUUUGUCUUUUUAUUGUGAGAUUUUAAGUGAAUUAUUUUCACAGCACCACGUUUAUUUGCAGACAUUAGUGUAUAUGCAGUGCCGUCUGCAUGUGGCAACACCAGCUUCUAUUCCAUGUUCUUAUAAAAAAUGACAUUUCUGCAUAUUUUUAGGAAUUCAGUGGUAGUUGCCAGCAAUAAAUAAACUCAUAAUACAAGUGACAGAAUGUUUACAGGUAGAACUACAAUUAAGAAUAAAUUUGACAUAAAAUUAUUGUAAGCAUAGUAAUUUGUCUCCUCUUAAUAAUUAUGUGGAGAGAUUUAAGAGUAAAUGUGAAAGUACUAUUUGUUGUGGAAAUAUGAAUUUAGUUUUUCCCAAUUGAGGACAGUUAGUUAUUAUUUUGCAUAUAACUAGAAAGCUUUGUUCUCUGUAAAUGUCAUUUCUAAGGAGUAUGUUGAAUGCCAAUACAUAUAUUCACGCUUUUUGCGUAACAACUCAGAACUCAACGUUGAGUUCUGGCAGACCACCAUUGUGCAACAAAACUUAUCUCAAAAAUAACAAGAUACAUUCAGUCACAAGCUUUAAAGAAAUAAAAUACCAUCACAGCAUAACAUACAAAAGUUGGACAGUAUAUGUGUGAAAGUAAAUCACCAAUACUGUUAUUUUAGAAAAGAACUGCUUUAUUGCAGUAAGACACACUUCAAGCUCUCAUCAUUCAAUUGGUCAGACCACAUUCAUAAUUAUUUACAAGCAGACUUGCUCAGUGAUGCUUUUAUGCAUCACACACUUCAAUGUUUGACAAUUAGUACAAAGAUUAAGACAAAUAAUAAAACUCAGUUGAGAGUGUGUAUGUGUGUCUAUGUAUGGUGUGUGAAGAGUUCAUGAAGUUAUUGAAAUUUGAUGUGGGUUAAUAUUUAACACCCAACAGUCCAUGUGGGUAUUCUGGAUUAAAAGAGGACUUACAGUUUUGGUCUCUUAAGUUCAAUGAAAGUAAAUCUGAAAAUAUAAUUCAAAUUUGA